GCUUUGCAAUCAAAUAGUGCUGAACUGCCAAGACAGUGUGUGUAGAGCUCAGAAGGCCUAAUAUCCCAAUGGAGGUUAUGGAUUUGUAAUAAAAUAAAUUAAAACUCUCAUAUUCAGCCACACGUAUUAUCUGGACAAAUAGUUAUGGGAAACAGGAUGCUGGCUGGAGACGCAUAGGAAGGGGUUAGGGCACAUUGCACGCUCUCUCUCUCUCUCUCUCUAAAGCAUCACCAACAAAAGGGUACAAUAAGGACAGUGUUCUAUGAGGGACAAAAGGCCAGGGCUGCAGCUUCGUGGCAGAGCAUCUGCUUUGAAUGUAGAAGGUCCCAGGUUCGGUCCUCGGCAUCUCGCAAGCAGGACUGAGAGACCCAGGUUCGAAACCUUGGAGAACUGCUGCCAGUCUGUGUUGAUUAAAAUACUGAUUCAGAUUGAUUGACUCAGUAGAAGGGCAGCUUCCUGCAUCAAUCUGAGUUUAUGCAGUGCAGAAGAUGCCUGGUGCUCCAUUGGCCUGCACGCAUAGAGGCUGCUCUUCUGCCCCUAACAUUUAGAGUCAGCACAAAACAUAGGAACAGAGGCAGCUGCCAUAUACUGAGUCAGACCAUUGGUCUAUCUAGCUCAGUAUUGUCUUCACAGACUGGCAGCGGCUUCUCCAAGGUUGUAGGCAGGAAUCUCUCUCAGCCCUAUUUCAGAGAUGCCUCCAGGGAGGAAACUUGGAACCUUCUGCUCUUCCCAGAGCGGCUCCAUCCCGAGGGGAAUAUCUCCAUUCAUAUGCAACCAGGGCAGAUCUUGCAUAGCUAAAGGGACAAGUCAUGCUGGUCUCCUCUUUCAUUAGAAGCUGGGGGGGGAGGGGGAGAGAGAGAGUGUGUGUGUCAGACAGUUCCGUGGUCAAACCAUUCUUGUAGUUAGGAGAUUCCCUAAUGAAUCUGUUCCCUCCUACUUCCCCGGGGGUUACCAACCUCCAAGUGAUUCUUGAAAGCCAUCCUGGAGAUUUUAAGGGUUUGAUGUGAAGAAUACGGGGAGUCAGGGGUGAGCAUCUCCAGGGCAAUCUUAAUCUGAGGGCAACCGAGAACAAGGCCUGCUCCUUCUCCAGCGUGAGGCAGCCCUUCAGAGAUUUGAAGACAGCUGUUGCCUCUCUCCUCCGGAAGGGGCGUGACUUGGGCUUGAACUGCCCCCUCCCCAAAGUCCAUUAACUUUGUGUGUUAGCAGCUGAUGCAGCUAUUUCUCCUCCUCCUCCCUGUAAGGUUGCCAACCCUGAGUGGCCUGGGGUCUCCGGGAAACAUCGGGAAUCUCCAGCAGCAGACACCACUAGGAUGUUGCUGGUGCAGGCAGUGCUGGUGGCCUUCUUCCUCUCAGCCCCAGCAGCCGGCAACUUGGUUGUCAUUGACCAGGAUGCGGAGGAGUGUUUCGCCAAGGAGGUCCUAAAUGGCACGGAGAUCAGGUUCCUCUUUGAGGUGCUUGAGGGUGGCUUCUACGACAUCAGCGUGGAGAUAACAGCACCUAAUAACAGGAAGAUCUACGAAGUGCAGCGACAGUCCGGUGGGGCGUACAUCUUUGAUGCUGAGAUGAGUGGAACGUACCAGUUUUGCUUUAAUAACAGGAAGGCCAGCGCAACUCAAAAAGUAGUGAACAUCACACUGGACAUAAGUGAACCUCCCAAGCAGGCAGCUAUGGAGACAGAAUGGAGCAACAUGUCUUUGGCAUCAGCUGGGGAAAUUAUGGCUGCUGUGUUGCGCUUGGAGAUCGCUGUGAACACCACAAUUAGACUUUUGCAGGACCGAGUCUCCAGAUUAGAGAGAACUGUGGAAAAAAUGAGAACAGCCAGGGGCGGCCUGACAACCUACCCAUCUGAAGAUGCGGAAGGCUAAGGUUCUGUUUUCCAUGUAACGUUUUCCUUAAAAAUGACUUGCAAUGUAACUCCUUCUCUCUGAAUAGGCUGUCAUGUAGCCACUUUGAAUUACUGCUGCAUAUGCAUGCUUUUAUGCUGAUAGUAUGUUGUGAUGUAACAACACUGAAGAACUUGCCGUUGCAUAGAGUUAAUCAAUUCCAGAAGAAAUGGGUUCUGCUUAAGCAAGCUGCAAAUACUGUGGCUGGAGUGAAGGGUAACAAUAAGCCACUCUCUCCCACAGCCAUCUACUUCCGGGGUUUUCAAACAAACCUAAUCAUGGAGGAGAGCUUGUUGUCGAGUGAAAUAUAGCCGUUUAAUCAGUCCGGCAGCUCCAAGGCCAUACAACCAAGCUAGCCUGUAAAAUUCAGCAUGCAAAAGACCCGAGAAACUUACUAAAACUAUAACUCAGCGAAGGAGCUCCCUGAAAAGGUUACUUGACUGGUCGCCAUCUUGCGCAGCCUCUUUCAAACGAACCUGUUGAACCUCUGCCAUUGUGGCUGGGGAUGAUGGGUGCUGUAGUCCAACACCACCGGGGGAUCCAGGUUUAAGAAGCCCUGCUGUGGGUUAGACACUUGACCUUGCCCAUAAAGAAAGGCCGAGGCAAGAGGAAGCAUCUGGGAAAUAGGUCCCAAAUUAGUUUCAGCCCAGAAGAGGCUGGGGUGGCGUUGAGUGGCUACAAACCUCAAGAUGGGAAGGCGAUCUCCAUCCCUGUGUGACUUAUACUACCAAAUUAGGAGAGAUGAGGAAAGAGGCUGGAUCAACCCAGUUCCAAAUACAAGCCCCAACAGCAGAGCCAAAUGGCAUUUGGCAUUGACAAAAUGCAGUUGUCAAGUUAGAAAGCCAUUUUAGACAAGAACAAUAGAGCUGGGCCGAGCACAGAGCAGCUGCGCCUCUAGUUGGGAACUGCCGCCCAUGUUAUCUUCUUCUCCCACCCCCUCGCUGUCUUCUAGUUCUCCCCCCACACCCACUGGCCGUUUGCCACCUGGCCAGGUGGCCCACCUUCUUCCUUCCUUUCCUCCCGCCAGCCAGCCAGCCAGCCAUUCACCGAUGCUUUCUCCCCCCACCACCCCUGCUUUUUUGCUAGCCGUCUUCUUCCCACCCACCUGCCUGCCAGCCGUCUUCUUCCCCACCCCCUGCCAGCUAUCUUCUUCCCCGCGCCGCCGUUUUCUUUGGCCAGCCGGCCAGCCACCCCACUGCCAUACCUGUCGCUAUCCAGGCAACUGCUUGCGAACUUUCGGGAGAGCUGCUGUGCACGGGAUUAGCCACGGGAAUGCCUUAGAGAAAUAUAGAUAGAUGGAUUACAGGAGACAAAUUGCUUUUCUCUCCAUGAUCCAUACUUCUAAGAGACACUAAAGUCUGGUGGUUGUUUUUUUUUAAAAGGAUUAUGAUGGGCAGGAUACUCAUGGCAACAAAAAUCACCAUUGCACAAAUCUAAAGAAAAAUCAUGAUACCCUAGGUAAAGAACUUUAGCUUCAGCACUCGGGCAUACAAGGUGAAUGGCUGAAGGAGCAGCAACUGUAUAGACAAGGGGAGGUAGAGAGAAAACGCUCAGGAAACCUUUGUAGACAGAUGAAAGUUUUUGGGAAAUGAAUGGAGGGAGACCACAGCUCUUUCAGGAUAUGACUUUCUAUUUUUGAUUGAGGCUUAAAUUCGAGGCGCAUGACUGUAUGUAAAGAUGAAAUCUAUAUUUGCUUUUUAAAAGUCAUCUCUGAACUGUUUGAUAUAUAUAUAUAUGUUAUAUGAAAAUAAAUAUAUAUUUAGAAACCCA
Hemicordylus capensis (graceful crag lizard) is the source of this 3653-nucleotide messenger RNA. Its product is annotated as transmembrane emp24 domain-containing protein 2-like. Lineage: Eukaryota; Metazoa; Chordata; Lepidosauria; Squamata; Cordylidae. The record is from RefSeq and is a predicted model, not a curated record. The coding region runs from base 1311 to 1865 and encodes 184 amino acids. Gene Ontology annotation, cellular component: endoplasmic reticulum-Golgi intermediate compartment; endoplasmic reticulum; Golgi apparatus. The transcript has 5 exons. Gene Ontology annotation, biological process: Golgi organization; endoplasmic reticulum to Golgi vesicle-mediated transport; intracellular protein transport.